Messenger RNA from Vitis riparia (riverbank grape), 1376 nucleotides. RefSeq names its product endo-1,3;1,4-beta-D-glucanase-like. The coding region runs from base 84 to 797 and encodes 237 amino acids. Lineage: Eukaryota; Viridiplantae; Streptophyta; Magnoliopsida; Vitales; Vitaceae. The record is from RefSeq and is a predicted model, not a curated record. Gene Ontology annotation, molecular function: hydrolase activity. The transcript is spliced from 8 exons.
AACCAUUCCACCAGGCUUGCUGUCUCCCUCACUCCAUCACUCUCUCUCGCUCUCACUACUGACUCUGUUGGAUUGUGAAGGAAAUGUCUGGUCCUCAGUGUUGUGAGAAUCCACCAGUCCUCAGCUCCAGCUGUGGAGCUGGGUCCGUUGCAGAAAUUGGAGGCCUCAAGGCCUACUUUACAGGCCCUCCUGAUUCCAAGCUUGUUAUUCUUCUUGUUUCAGACAUUCUUGGGUAUGAAGCCCCAAAGCUUAGGAAGCUUGCUGACAAGGUUGCAGCAGCCGGAUUCUAUGUGGUGGUUCCUGACUUCUUCCAUGGAGAUCCCUUUGUCCCUGAAACCAAGACUUUACCAGUCUGGAUAAAAUCUCAUGGACCGGAUAAGGGAUUUGAAGAUGUAAAGCCAAUAGUUGCAGCACUGAAAAGUAAAGGCAUAAAUUCAAUUGGGGCUGCAGGGUUUUGCUGGGGUGCUAAAGUGGUUGUGGAGCUAGCCAAGGCUGGUGACAUUCAAGCUGCAGUGCUCUUACACCCUUCUUUUACCACUGUGGAUGAUAUAAAGGAGAUCAAGGCCCCAAUCUCUAUAUUGGGAGCUGAAACCGACCAUGUUUCUCCGCCAGAGCUUGUCAAACAGUUUGAGGAGGUUUUAGCUACUAAACCCGAGAUCAAGAGUUUCGUGAAGAUAUUUCCUGGGGUGGCACAUGGAUGGGCUGUGAGGUACAAGGUUGACGAUGAAGAGGCCGUGAAGCAAGCCGAAGAAGCACAGCAGAACAUGAUGGACUGGCUUAUUGAGUAUGUGAAGUAGAGAGGGAGGAGUUGGGCCAUUGCAGUGUCAGCUGGUCUCCAAUUGUAGUGCUUCACUGUUAUUCUGCUGUGUCAUCAAUAAUGAGCUUGGAAGUAAACUACGUUCUGUUCUUUGAAUUGAGUUGAUCUAUUGUGUUCUGCUAUGGAUUUUUACUAUUGAAUCAUUGCAAAUAAAGAGGAGAGUACUGAAAAUUAUGUGUCAUUGCAAGCUUGGGCAUGCUUCAGCAGCUCACAUCACUGUGGCAGCUGCUUCCUGCUGCUGCUGAUAAAGAUGGUGAAAUGUAAGUGGUGGCCGAUCAUGCACCGCCGUCUGGGCGGCUGCUUCUCCACCAUCCCGGCUUUGUUGAGUCGAUAAUAUGAGUACCCAGUUGGAUUGAACUCCCAGACCGAGUGUCUUUCUCAUCCUUAGGUGACUCUCUGCCUCUGGCAAUUUUCAUGUUCUUAAGCUGCCCCUCAAGCUUGUUCUGCCUUCUGGGUCAUCUACACUUUCAGUAGGCAUUAAAAAGGCACUAUCAAAUCAGGUGGUGCCGAAUAUAUAUUUUCGACUUCCAAUAUUUUGACCUAAUUUCAUUUGUUUGUA